Chlorocebus sabaeus (green monkey) is the source of this 2270-nucleotide messenger RNA. The record is from RefSeq and is a predicted model, not a curated record. Lineage: Eukaryota; Metazoa; Chordata; Mammalia; Primates; Cercopithecidae.
UCUGGAAGCCGAGGUUGCAGUGAGCUGAGAUUGUACCACUGCACUCCAGCCUGGGCAACACAGUAAGACUUCGUUUCAAAAAAAAAAAGAGAAAAGUGAGAGAUUGGAUUGUAAAUGUUGCUUUUGUCCUAAAGGUAAUGACAACUCACAUUUACUGACUGCAUUGUGCCAGACAUGGCUGUAAACAUUUCAAGUUAAUCUUCUUUAUAACCUAUGUGGAUAGGUACCAAUUUUAUUAACCCCUUCUCUAUAGACAAGGAAACAAGCACAGAAUAAGUCAGCAUAUGCAACCAGCGUCCAAGUCCUGGUAGUCAAGGGAGGAGAGUGAUUCAAGAAUGAGGGAUUAAUCAAUGCAGCAAUGAAAAUUGAAGGCCAAGUUUCAUAAGAGCUGAAAAUCCCCAUUGGAUUUGGCACUUGGAUCACUGGUGAGUUUAAGUGCAAUUUUAAUUAAAAGUUGUGUGCAGGCCAGAUUAAGAUGUUUUUAGGAAAGUAUGGGAAGUGAGAAAAGAGUCCAUAUUACUCUUGAAAGUUUGUAAAGGGAAGCAGAAACUUCGUGGUAUAGGGCAGUGGAGCUCUAGAGUCAGGUUUGGAUUUUAAUUCUGGUUCUGCCAUUUGUGUGUGAUGCUGAGUGAACUGUGCUAAACGUCCAAGGAAACCUGUGUUUUCUCAUCCAGAAAAUGGGACUAAUACCUACUUUGUAGGGUUGGUGUGAAGAUUAAAUAACGUGUGUGAAGUCCCUGGAAUACAGUAGGUACUGUAUAAAAUGAAAUUAAGGUUGCGGAGGGUGUUUUUUUAAAGGUGAGAAUGUUCCUAGGUUAAAAAGAAGGUACAGCUUAGAGAGGCUGACAAUAAAAAGGGUCUAUACUGAGAAGAAUGGGGUGGUCUGUGGUUUCACAGCUAGUGAAACCCGCUGUGUCUUGUGCUCACUCCACUCUGCAAGUCAGAGACAAGAGAAGUCAGCCCCAGAGUUUCUAUUUGGAGGAGCUUAGAAACAACCUUAGAAAGUGGGUGCUAAGGCAGAUUUCUGUAAGUAUGCCUACCAAGCACACUGCCUCCCUGUCUGGGGUGUGUGAUUGGGGGUGGACUGGAACGGAACUGAUGAAGAUUGUGGGUACGCUCAAGCCCUUAACAAGCCUCCCUUUUCACAGAUCCUUACCCGAGGGCUCUCUGGCAACUCCAGAGCCCUCUAGAUUUUCUUCUCACAUGCGUUCGUAACCGUCUCUUUUCUAGGGUUUUCCUCUGCGCAGGUCUUCGCGCGGGACCUCAAAGUGCGUGCCCGCUUCCCUUCCCCCAGCACUAAAGAUAAAUCUGGCGGUCCCAGCGCGCGCGCGCGCGCGCGCGCGGAGCCCGCGGGCCACACCCGCCUCCUAGCAACCGGACGCCAGGCUCAGCCUAGGGAGAGAGGAGGCCACCAUGGACCAGCCAGCCGUCACCACCGCCUCCACCACACCAAGGGAGGACCUGGUGCGUGGAGAAUCGUUCAUCACAGCCUCGAAACCAGCCCGAAAGACUUCCUCUUUUGAAAGAGAAGGAUGGUGGAGAAUAGCAUUAACAAAUACUCCUAUACCUGGCACUUACCACUUGAAAACUUUUAUUGAAGAAUCCCUGUUAAAUCCAGUGAUAACAACCUACAAUUUUAAAAACGAAGGAAGGAAAAAACCACCUCUUGUGCAAAGGAACAAUCCAGUCCUAAAUGAUCUUCCGCAGUAUAUGCCUCCUGACUUCCUGGACCUGUUAAAGAAGCAAGCGGCUACUUACUCAUUCAAAGACAAACCACGGCCAAGCCCCAGCACACUAGUUGACAAAGAUCAGUCACUUCAGCUGUCUCCGGGACAAUACAAUGUGCUUCCUGCACCGGUUCCCAAAUAUGCUUCCAGGAGCUGUGUAUUUCGCUCAACGGUUCAAAGAUUCCCAACAACUUAUUUUAUUCCUAUCUACCCCCACCCCCACCUCACAGGUGCCUGUUGCCUUAAAUUCCCCAGCUUUUCUUGUGUUCCGUGGAGCAAAUCAGCUUGCUUCUCCUUGGCAAGUCCUCUGCAAGGAUUUAGGCUUCUGCCUUCUCUACCCUGCCAGGUCAGCUACUAUUCCUCCAAAUUGCUUCACAUCUUCCAAAAAUAUGUCAUCAUCUCAUGUUGACUGUUGUGUCUUCUCUUGGCUCUCUGUGUAUGUGUAUGUAUAGGUGUGUGUUGUAGGGUAGGGUGAGAUAGAACAGGAACCCCCUCUUAGGGACCUGGAUGCCCCCCAAACAUAAAUGUUUUUUAUAUUUUAAA